Bufo gargarizans (Asiatic toad) is the source of this 2022-nucleotide messenger RNA. RefSeq names its product mitochondrial transcription termination factor 2 (gene MTERF2). The transcript has 2 exons. Bases 230 to 1414 code for a protein of 394 amino acids. Gene Ontology annotation, molecular function: double-stranded DNA binding. The record is from RefSeq and is a predicted model, not a curated record. Gene Ontology annotation, biological process: termination of mitochondrial transcription; regulation of DNA-templated transcription. Gene Ontology annotation, cellular component: mitochondrial matrix. Lineage: Eukaryota; Metazoa; Chordata; Amphibia; Anura; Bufonidae.
CGAAGGUCUUUUAACCCUUCACACUCUACCAUCUGAGGAUUCCUAGCUUGCUACUUCUAUUUUAUAAAACUACAACUCCCAGCAGCACCUGGGGCAUCCUACAGAAAUAUCUGGCUGUGCUCGGUGGUGGCUGACAGGAAGCCGUGGAGGAAGAGGGAGGGUCAGUCCUGUGAAUGGACAAUGACACUGUGUAUGUAAUGAAAAUAACUUUCAGUGAUAUAUAGCAACCAUGCUGAAAGCUGUAGCUGACACUGUACUGAGAUGGCCCUAUAGACCAUGGAGAAAAGCUCUUCUGUGCCAACAGAAUAUUGCAUCUGCUUAUUUUCAAAGUAACAUGAAGUUCACUUUUUCAGAUUCUUCACCAGAUUCCCAAAAAUGUGCAACAGAAAACAAAACAACAGUUGACAAUCUUUAUAAAUUGUCUGUGAACAUUAAGAAUAUUCGCCGACUUAAAAGCUGGGUACUUUAUAAAGAUGUGGCCUAUGUCGAGGAGACUGCAAAUAUUUUGAAAGAAAUGGGAGCGAGUGACGUUACUGUGGCCAAUAUUCUUGAGUCUUGUCCAGAAGCUUUUUUACAGGAACCUGCAGAAAUCAACGCUCAAAAAUCCACCUGGAACUUAGUUUGCCCCAAGGAUGAAGAACUAAUAACACUAAUUGAAAAGUUUCCAGAUUCCUUUUUCACUUGCAAAAGCCCCACCAAUCAGCGAGACAACAUCAAAUACUUUCAAGAUUUGGGACUUAACAAUAAAAUUGUCAGCAGACUUCUAACAAGUGCUCCACAAAUCUUUUGUAAUCAGGUUGAAAGCAAUAAGAAGAUGGUCGAUGCUCUCGAACAAAAUUACCUUAGUCUAGGGGGUACAAGAGGGAACUUUAAAACCUGGAUAAUGAAGUUAAUAAGUCAAGAUCCAUUUGUCCUCUCAAAUACCACCAAAACAAUAAAAGAGAACCUGAAGUUUUUACAAGAUUUAGGAUUUCAUGAUGAGAAAGUAUUGAAACUACUGUCUAAACUGAAAGGUUUUAUCUUUGAUCUAAACACAAACACUAUGGAAAAGGGGGUUUUGUUCACAAUGUCGACUUUCAAAUGCAACAGUGAAGAGCUAAGAGAGAUGGUAAUAAAAUGUCCUGCCCUUCUCUACUAUUCUGUUCCUUUGCUGGAGGAACGUUUACAAGUUCUUCUCCGGGAAGGAGCCUCUAUACAUCAAGUAAAAGAAUGUCCUAAUGUUCUAGAACUCACCCCGCAGAUUGUGCAGCUUAGAGCUAGAAAAAUCAAACAACUGGGUGAAAGAAUACAGGACCAAAGUAUAGAGGUUUUAAAUGGAACUAAAAAAGAUUUUGAAGUUAAUUAUGGAAAGUUGCAAAGGGGAAAAGAACGGCCUCUCUUUAAUCCCGUUGCUCCAUUGCAUGUGGAAGAGUGAUUUAAACACUGUAAAACAGGGCUGGAUCUGUGAGUGGAUUGUUGAAUUGGUUGUCUAAUUGUUAUAUUUACAAUUUAUGGUUUCUGAGUCCAUUAAACUGGGGUAUUAACUUGUUAAAAAAAAAAGUGGCAGAAUGAGUUAAAAAAUUAAUCAACUAUCACCCCCACUGAUCCCCCACCACUUCUGUUCCAAUGCUUAUCGAUCUUCACUGCUAUCUACUUCUUGGUCAUCGCUUGACACACAGGAAAUGGUAUGAGAUGCUCACUCAGUUGGCUAUUUUGACAUACAUCCUGCUGGGGCACCAUUUAAAACCAAAGUCAGUGCGUUCCCACAUCUUGACGUAAUAGUACGUCAAGGUGAUCGGGCGAACACCGUAGUGGUGUGCGCCCGGUCACUUCAGGUGCCUGGCAGUCCCUGAUGGCUUUUACAGCGGAUUAACCCCUUCUAUGCUGUGGUCCUCGCUGACCGUGGCAUAGAAGGUGCUUGCGGCAUGUGAGGAAGCCUAUCAAGUCCCCGCGCUGCUGUGGGCAGGGACCCCUAUGGGUGACAAGGCAGCCCGAUGCUGUGCAGAGGCUGCCCAAUGCCUUGCACGGCAUCGGGACCUGCCU